This is a messenger RNA of Olea europaea var. sylvestris, 3816 nucleotides long. RefSeq names its product histidine kinase 5-like. Gene Ontology annotation, biological process: protein autophosphorylation; phosphorelay signal transduction system. The coding region runs from base 717 to 3707 and encodes 996 amino acids. Gene Ontology annotation, molecular function: phosphorelay sensor kinase activity; histidine phosphotransfer kinase activity. The transcript is spliced from 13 exons. Lineage: Eukaryota; Viridiplantae; Streptophyta; Magnoliopsida; Lamiales; Oleaceae. The record is from RefSeq and is a predicted model, not a curated record.
CUCUCUAAUAUAAUACUGCAAUUGUUGCAUACGUGUUGGUCGAAUGAAUCAAUAUAUAAAUACAGAUAGAGGCACAGAAAGAAGUAAUUUGUGAUUGAAGCGAGUGAAAUGUGCAGCAAUUACAUACCACGAAUCCAACCAAUAAACACUCACAGACAUUGUAGAGAGAGAAAGAUGAAUAAUGAAAUUGUAAAUAAAAAAUGGUGAACUAGCAUUUUCUGCAUUAUAUUUCAUCUCAAACGCACAUGGGUUCUUCAGUUUCUUACUCUUUCUCUCACAGCAUUUUUCUUGGUUUUUAAUGUUUAUCUGAGUUUUUCAAUUUUUUUGUUUUUUCCACUGCACAUGCACUCCUCUCUCUCUUCAUACAUUUUCUAUGGUCUCCAAAAACUUGGCUAUUAUUAUUUUUUCAUUGACUGAGUACUUCAAAGAUAUUCUUUCAGAUCUACGUUGAAAAGUUUUGGCCCCGAAUGAACUUGCCUGCCCUUAUGUUCUUCUUGAACCAGAGAGGAUUAUAAUCGACAGGUCAAAAAAGACUUCAUUCUGUUCCAGCAACAAAGAAAUCCUUAAAAUAAGGCAUCAAAGUCUUCCAUAAUUUGAUAAACCGAGUGUCAUAUGUCCAUGAAUGGUUGCACGGCGUGUAAACUUGAUGUUGAUUAAAUUAGGAGUAAAAUUAUAAAAACGUUGCCUGUGACAGAAUCACAUAGAAGGGGCUAAAAAUGGUUUGUGAAAUGGAGACGGAUCAAUCGGAAGAGAUGGAUAUUGUCCUCUCUUCAAUGUGGCCAGAAGAUAUAAAUGAAGCCGGGAGGCAGUUCAAUGUGGAAAGGCCAGGAGCUGAUCAAGACAUGUUGAAGGAGGUUGUAAUCAAUGAGGAGACUGCUGUAGUGGAUUUUAUGCGCCUGUUAGAGCUUACGAACUACAGUGAGAAAGGUUCUUCGCAAGUGGCCUAUUUGGUAAAGAAUUGGGAAUAUAAGCAGGAAAAUGCAGUACGACUUCUAAGAGAAGAACUCGAUAACCUUAGCAAGCAACAACAAGAAGUUGAAUUCAAGAAAUUAGAGAUAUUGGAAGAACAUCGUUUUGAACAAGAUGGAUAUGUUGGCGAUAAGCGCCCGAUUUCAAUUUUGGAUGAAAAUUUACGAUACUUUUAUCACGAUACUCCUCGGAGAAGGAAUGAUGUUAUCCUCCAAAAUGAAACAUUAGACAUACAUGUAGAAUAUGACAGCACAAUAUAUUGGAAACAGAGAACCAUGCAUUUAGAGAAGUUGUUAGCAGCAAGUCUCGAACGAGAGCGGGUAUUGCAGGAAAAAUUGAACGAAAGUAUAGAAAAUCUUGAGAGGCAAUCCUCUCCAGUGGAAGAACUAUCCCAAGUUUUAAAAAGAGCGGAUAAUUUCUUACAUUUUAUCCUCCAAAAUGCACCAGUUGUUAUUGGCCACCAGGACAAAGAACUACGGUAUCGCUUCAUCUAUAAUCAUUUCCCAAGUUUGCGUGAAGAGGAUAUUAUAGGUAAAACAGAUGUAGAGAUUUUUAGUGGUUCUGGUGUGAAGGAAUCUCAGGACUUCAAAAGAGAAGUUUUGGAGCGAGGAUUACCUGCAAAGAGGGAAAUUACGUUUGAGACAGAACUUUUUGGCUCUAAAACUUUUCUAAUUUACGUGGAACCAGUGUUCAGCAAAACGGGGGAGACCAUUGGAGUAAAUUUUAUGGGAAUGGAAAUAACCGAUCAGGUGAGGAAAAGAGAGAAAAUAGCAAAGCUUCGAGAGACAAUGGCUGUACAAAAAGCCAAGGAGACAGAGCUUAAUAAAACAAUCCAUAUAACAGAGGAGACCAUGCGAGCAAAACAAAUGCUAGCAACAAUGUCACACGAGAUAAGAUCUCCCUUAUCUGGAGUUGUUAGCAUAGCCGAGAUUCUUUCUGCCACUAAACUUGAUAAAGAACAACGACAGUUAUUGAAUGUGAUGAUAUCUUCUGGUGAUCUGGUUCUUCAACUAAUAAAUGACAUCCUUGAUCUUUCCAAGGUGGAAUCAGGAGUCAUGAAAUUGGAAGAAACAAAGUUCAGGCCGAGAGAGGUAGUAAAGCACGUCCUGCAGACUGCAGCAGCAUCACUACAAAAAUUAUUAACCUUAGAAGGACAUGUAGCAGAUGAUGUCCCCAUAGAGGUUAUUGGAGAUGUCCUAAGGAUUCGGCAAAUCCUUACCAACUUGAUCAGCAAUGCGAUCAAGUUUACUCAUGAAGGCAAGGUUGGUAUAAAGCUUUAUAUCGUAGCAGAGCCACCUAGUGCAAACAAACAAGGAUCUGAUCAGAAGAUUUCUUUAGAUCAAUCAAAAGUUUUAGCAAAUAUAAAGAAAGAAGAUAAGUGCUUAUCAAUGUCUCAGAAUAUCGGUGAUCAAAUUGAUACUCACAGACCUAAAGAUGGAGAAGACACUUAUGGAAGUGAUACACUAAAAAAUGAACCCAGUGGCCCGGUAAGAAAUGGGACAAUGAUGGAAGAAGACAGAGAGAGACUUCUCAAUACUCAAGAAACAAUGGUGUGGAUAUGCUGUGAUGUCUAUGAUACUGGCAUUGGAAUACCUGAAAAUGCUAUACCCACCUUGUUUAAUAAGUACAUGCAAGUUGGCGCAGAUACUGCUCGAAAGUAUGGUGGGACGGGAUUGGGCCUCGCAAUCUGUAAACAACUGGUUGAACUCAUGGGUGGUCAUCUCACCGUCUCCAGUAAGGAACACUAUGGGUCAACUUUUACGUUUGUACUACCUUACAAGGUUUCGCCGGUGUGUGAUAGUUCCAAUGAUCCCGAUGAAAUGUCCAAUAUGGCCAACCAUGAUGUCCCAGACGAUGCAAAUGAUGAUGAUUUACAUUCUGGCAUUUUCCUCUUCCCACCUCGGACUUUGGGUUCUUUAUUUUCUACUCAAGUCUCCGGACGGACACAAAAAUUCUCACCACCCAGUUAUGGAUCUAAUGCCUCAACUAAAUGUAGUGGAGUGUUAGACUCCUAUUCAUUCCCCUCUUAUAACAUUACAUCUAAAGAGAAUAGCUCAGUCAAAGAUGUCGGUUCAGUAGGAGGCUCGAUUGAGACAUUACAUGAAGCUGAAACUUCAUUGAGGUAUAGCUCGGAUUCAGACAGCCCAAGCACAAGUGCAAACCAUGAGCAGUGUAAGGGUGAAACUUCAGAGGUAAUUGUUUCUCAAGAUGUAACAUGUAAUACGAAUAGAAGUUCCGAGGGUUCUUCAAGCAACACUCCAGAAAUCCCAAAAUCUGAGUUGAAGGCUAAGAUCCUCCUUGUAGAAGAUAACAAGAUUAAUGUUAUGGUAACAAAGUCAAUGAUGAAGCAACUAGGACACUGCAUAGAUGUUGUGAAUAACGGAGCAGAAGCUGUUCGUGCAGUUCAAUGCAACAGCUAUGAUCUCAUUCUAAUGGACGUAUGCAUGCCAAUAAUGGAUGGUCUUCAAGCCACAAAACUUAUUCGAUCCUUUGAGGAAACCGGUAGUUGGAACGAUGCAGUGAAAGCUGGAAUCGAGCUUGAGUCACCUCCUGCUGAUUCUUCGCCAAAUUUGCAAGAACUAAAAUAUUGUAGAAAGAGGAUUCCUAUCAUAGCGAUGACGGCGAAUGCAUUAUCGGAAAGUGCAGAUGAGUGUUUUGCAAAUGGUAUGGACUCCUUCGUGUCAAAGCCUGUUACUUUUCAGAACUUGAAACAAUGUCUGCAUCAAUAUUUAUCGUAAUAUUGUCUGUAAAUGUUUGCCUUGUAUAGAAAAUGAAUGCAUUAGGAAAGUUUUGUAAUCGAUGUAUAAUAUUUUAUAAAGGGUGUUUCUGUUUAACAUCUGUAAAUUA